This is a messenger RNA of Scaptodrosophila lebanonensis, 787 nucleotides long. RefSeq names its product tetratricopeptide repeat protein 12. The record is from RefSeq and is a predicted model, not a curated record. Lineage: Eukaryota; Metazoa; Arthropoda; Insecta; Diptera; Drosophilidae. Gene Ontology annotation, molecular function: protein binding. The coding region runs from base 48 to 716 and encodes 222 amino acids. The transcript is spliced from 3 exons.
UAUUCUGUAAAAAAUAGACCGGAAAUUUUUUAAACAAAUUUAUAAAAAUGGCUACCAGAGACAUAAGCGACUUUGUAGAUUUUGAGGCGAAAGUUCAGCACAUUAUGGAGGUGCUGGAGGGACGUGCCGAUGACGAAGAGCCCCUUCCUGAAGAAAGACGCCAGACCAAUUUUGAAAACAUUGAUGUUGACAAUGUGCGUUUGAAAGUGCGCGAAAAUCGCACAGUCAUUAACAAGAAUGCAGAUGACAACAAAACUGGAGCCAAUAAUAUGCAGACUACAGAUGUGGCGACCUUUAUGCGAGAUGUAGAAAGGGAUGCCAACGAACGUGCCGAAGAUCGUGCUAAAUGCGAGAGCGAAGCUCAAAAGCAUCGCAGCCAGGGAAAUGAAGCAUUUCGUAAGAGUAAUUAUGAGAAGGCCAUACUACACUACACCAAGUCCUUGGAGCGCAUUAAAAAAAGCGCCAUAACCUACAAUAAUCGUGCCUUGUGCUAUAUAAAACUCAACAACUAUAAACGCGCAUUGGAAGAUUGCGGCUAUGUUCUGGAGAAGCUAGAUGAGUCCAAUUUGCGUGCCUGGCUCUACAGUGCCACAGCCUACAAGCGUCUAAAUGACAAAUCCAAAUUUAAGGCUAGUAUUGAGAGCGCUCGCCAAUGCAACCCAAACCAAGUGGCCUACAUUGAAAAGUUUAUUCAGCAAAUGGACUUGACCAUGUAAUAAUUAUUAGCCCCUAACCGAUUCUAUUGUGUCAAUCCCUUACAUCAAUAUAAUUGUUAUUAGCAAGCAUA